AUGUAUCUUUCUGAGAACCAGCAAAACACAAUCCUCCGGGAACACAAAGCUUUCAUAUUAUGGGGGGAUGGAUUUGGUAUCGAUGAGGGCGAACUUGAAACGGUGUUUCGACAAUCUAGACGCCUGCGGCAUAGAACGUUGCAGCUCUUGUCCACUACAGGCAAGCUACUUUACAAACUUGCCGCACCUCUACUUGCUUUGACAGAAGCCCCAACCCACUCUGAAUUACCCAGCCUUCUUGAAGAAGUCAAAAUAUCUAUCCCACACCAGUAUGAUGACUCGGAUGACUCGGAUGACUCGGAUGACCCCAAAAACUUAGAGAUUAUUUCUCUAUUUAGCGAAAAGGAGAUCUCUGAAACACUCGAAGACCUCAAGAACUACGUACAAUGCCUUAUAGAGCUAAGCCCUUCUCUCGAAAAUCCGGCGAAAGAUCCCGGCUGGAACGAAGCAGUCCGUGCCGUCGAGCAGAAAACAACGUCUUCAAUAUCCCAAAUGCCUGGUUGCGAUGUAUAUUCGCGACUGAUCCAAGAUCGGUUUCCCAAAGCGCCUACUGAGUUAAUCGAGAUGCUUGGAACGCUCAAUUGGAACAGGUUCCUUCGGCUCCAAUCAUUGCGUGACCUCCAUGCAUCUAAGCUCAGUGGCAUGUCUGAUGACGAGUCAGGGCUAGAGUCUGAAGAAGAAUUUCAAGAGCUAGGUUCACGCAAGUCUGGCCUGGCCAAAACUUUCCAUGACUCUGGGUUGGGCACAUCUGUCCCUGCAAAGAGUGCUUAUGCUCCUUCCACGACCACUAGCGUACUCGAGGGAGCUGCUGUCCGCGUUCCACCUUUACCUGAAAAGGGUAAAAUGGGUCUGCCCUUCACAUGUGACGCUUGUGGCAAGACGGUCAUAAUACGAGAGAGGCGCAUAUGGAAAAAACACAUAUACCGGGAUCUUCAACCGUACACAUGCGUUCAUGCGGAUUGUAAAUCUCAAACGGCCGUAUUCAAGGAUCGUCAAGCUCUGAGAAACCACUUCUUAGCUGUUCACAACGCUGACUCCGGAUGCAAUCCACAACAAUGUUCUCUAUGUGACGAAUCUUUUCCAUUGGAGCCUGUUGCUUUUUCAACUCACCUCGCACGACACUUGGAAGAAAUUGCCUUAGCGGCACUUCCACGAGCACUCGAACCCGACUCUGAUAUCGAAGGAAGCGCAGAUUCCGAUGAUGAAUCAGACAUGAUAAAACCCAACGAGCCAGUCACUGUUGAAGUGUCAACGGAGGUUGAUGAUUUAAUACCUACCCAUGAAGGCUUUGAGAGGGCAAUCAGUCUCCGAAACCCACACAUUCAAUCAUAUCUUCUGGACAGAGCCGUUCAAGAACAGAUCCGUCGCUAUGACAGACUUUUGGAAAUGAGAAGCAAGCAUGAAGCUGCAAUCAAAGAUUGCAGUUGCCCAUCCAAACAAUAUUGUUUGGCUUUGGGAGGAAACGCAAAAGAUCUAGGAUUUGGUCUAGAGCACACAUCGGACGAAGACGCAGCAACAGAAACUGCUCAAUACCCGGCCAAUGUUCCACCACCUCCUGUGAAUCUACCAGCUGAGUUUGAAUGCCGGUUUUGCUUCAAGGUCAAAAAGAUCCACAAAGCAUCCGAUUGGACGAAACACGUGUACGAAGAUAUACAGCCAUUCACUUGCACGUUUGCCUAUUGCGCUGUACCGAAAAGCUUCAAACGGAGAGCCGAUUGGGUAAGGCAUGAAAAUGAGCGGCACAGGAAACUUGAAUCCUGGGAAUGCAAUCUUGAAGACUGCAAGCACACAUGUUAUCGCAAAGACAACUUUAUCCAACAUCUUGUCCGCGAGCAUAAGAUUCCAGAGCCAAGAGCAAGAGCAAGGAAGUUAAAUGAGACUUCUGUGAUGAGUGGGGAUAGCUCCGAUAUUUGGGACAUUGUUGAGCAAUGUCGUCGUGACACUACCAGACCCGCGGCAGAAGAGCCCUGUAAAUUUUGCGGUAGGGUCUUUUCUACAUGGAAAACUCUUAUAGCUCAUCUUGCAAAGCAUAUGGAACAAAUCAGCCUGCCUACCCUGAUGCUUCUGGCGAAGAAUCCGAGCCUGCAGCAGUCCGCCUACCAACGCCCGCUGGCCAUGUGGUCCAACGACCCUUCCGAGGACCAGACGAAGCGCCUGGCUGCCUACUACUCAUUGCCCGUCGUGCCGCAUCCCAGAGACGGCCGAGGCGACGACGAAUACCCUCAUGACGAUACGGCAUUAGAACUAGUACCGGGCUACACGUUGUUAGAGGAAGACACAGAUGCCGUACAACACGCGCCCAUGUUCACGACGAUCGGCCCCGAGACGCGCUUCCUCCCCGCCUACGAGUGUAGUUUCGACUUCUUGCACUGUCGCCGCUUCUUCAGCGCGAUAAAUGUACCGGACGGCGACCCAGAACAGGCAUGGCGCACCCACGUCCUCUCGCACUUUAAUGGACAUCCACCUCCACGCUCAGUAUGCUGCCCGUUAUGCGACGACUUUGAAUACACGGAUGCAACGCCUGGGCUCGCCUGGGAUAAACGCAUGGAACAUGUCGCCGAGCACCAUCGUGCGGGGCACACGUUGGCUAAGGCGCGCCCAGACGUCCACCUCUACCAGUAUCUCUGGCAGAAAAGGAUUAUUGACGAUGCAGAAUUGAAGGAGCUUAAAAGUGGCAGCGCAGUGGCAAGUGGUAAUAGUGGUGAGACACUCCAACAUACUCAGGGCAGCCGUAUUGAUGAGCAGACACGCCGGCGUUUGUUGCAUCCGCGCCAGUAA
Molecule: messenger RNA, 2778 nt
Organism: Aplosporella prunicola CBS 121167
Lineage: Eukaryota; Fungi; Ascomycota; Dothideomycetes; Botryosphaeriales; Aplosporellaceae
Exons: 3
Coding region: 1-2778 (925 amino acids)
Source: RefSeq, a predicted model, not a curated record